Messenger RNA from Lobosporangium transversale, 1768 nucleotides. RefSeq lists its product as hypothetical. Lineage: Eukaryota; Fungi; Mortierellomycota; Mortierellomycetes; Mortierellales; Mortierellaceae. The coding region runs from base 455 to 1762 and encodes 435 amino acids. Gene Ontology annotation, cellular component: nucleus; cyclin-dependent protein kinase holoenzyme complex. Gene Ontology annotation, molecular function: cyclin-dependent protein serine/threonine kinase regulator activity; protein kinase binding. The record is from RefSeq and is a predicted model, not a curated record. The transcript is spliced from 2 exons. Gene Ontology annotation, biological process: regulation of cyclin-dependent protein serine/threonine kinase activity.
AUUAAGACCACACAUCCCGUUGCAACAGUUAGUGGCAAUAUAUUUUUAUUUUAGUCGAAAAAGGUUAUGCAGGAUGGAUGAGGUCUGCGAAUGAGUGCCAUUUCUAUGAACUCAAACAUGCAACAUUUGAUCGCAUUGUCCAUUAAGCAGCCAGUCACUCCAUUUGUAGCUGUCGUCGGUUGAUUGCAUCCUUUUUUAUAAUUCCCAUUCCAGCAUUAUUCAUUGUUGCUGGAGUUGUUUGCUGCCCCUCCCUUUCCCUUUCUCUUCUCCUUCAUUCAUCUCCCUUUCUAUCUUCAACUUACUCCUUCAACUUACUUCUCUCACCUGCUGACUCCAUCAUCUUUUUCGUGUUUACAUCUCCGUCAUCACAUUACCAUCAACUUUUAUUUUAUUUUUUUUUUGGCAUAAGGAUCAUAGAUUGGCAGGACAGACCCCGCACAGAUCCAUUAUUAUCAUGGAUGCACAUGCCCCCAUCGCACACUACCAAACAGCUCUACCAGCUGCACACCCAGUGCCCUAUCCAAGCGGACGAGCUACACUCGGUAUAGGAUCUUUGGUACCCAUCUCCAUGGAUUCACUUGGCCCAAGCGCACAGGCUAACAAUAGUGUCAGCCAUAUGACAUCAAGCGAAUCAACAGUUCUUUCUGGAUACAGCUCAGCAUCCUAUCACUCAUUACCAACGACUCAGCAACAUCAGCAACUUCAAACCCAACUAUCCUUCCAGCAACAGCAUUAUGUGCCAAUUCAAAUGACUAUUCCACAAAGCCAGCCACAGUCACUCCAGCAGCAUACACUUCAGCUUCAAUCUUUACAACCACUACACUCCAUAAUGACCCCACAACAUAAUCUCUCUCACUCACAUUCAUACAAGCAAUCACAGCUUCCAUCCAGUAGUCAACCAUCAUUAGUGCAGACUGCACAGCAACAGAAAGCUCAACAAAUACUUCAUUUGCAACAACAACAACAACAACAGAUACAACAACAGCAUCUCCAGCAACAAAUUCAGCAACAGCGUCAGAUCCCAAACCUUCCUGUAGUCACGUCCCUUCCCACACACCAUUCCCAUGCUCAGAUUCAAUCCUACUCUCAUCACGUAGUUGCAAAGUCACAGAGUCAACAACGGCAACAGCACUAUCAACACCCACAUCAUCACCAGCAACAGCAGCACCGAGAGCAUGCACGGGACCAUAGAAGUAAUCGCUCUAAUUCUUCAGCCUUGGACCAUGUAGUCCACCUGCAAACCAGUGUCCUACAAUUAGCAGAGUUUGCAUCUGUGAUGGUGUAUACCCUCUGGCAUACUCGACCGAAUAUCAAUGGCGCUUCCAGUAAUGCCUACAAUGUUGUUCCACAUCGAAUGGCCAUACCACCAUCGGCUGGACCUGCAUUCAAGAAAUUCUGCUUGAAGGUAUUAUCAGCCACACAGCUGUCAUCGUCAGUUAUCCUACUCUCAUUAAAGUAUAUCCAAAAACUCUUGAAGAACAACCCGUCAAUUCAUGGACAGCAGGGAUCUGAAUUUCGCCUCUUUACAGUUUCGUUAAUGCUUGCAAACAAAUUUCUGGAUGACAAUACAUUCACCAAUAAAACAUGGUCUGAAGUGACAGGAAUCAACAUCAAGGAGAUCAACGUCAUGGAGAUGGAGUUUCUGAACCAGGUUCAAUUUAGUUUAUUUGUGAGUGAAGCUGAAUAUCUAGACUGGCUACACAGCCUCGAAACAUGGCUAAAGCAACAAGGGCAAGGCAGCCAGAUCGCGGUAUCAAACUAGUACACC